This is a messenger RNA of Macrosteles quadrilineatus (aster leafhopper), 1310 nucleotides long. RefSeq names its product forkhead box protein C2-A-like. Bases 62 to 835 code for a protein of 257 amino acids. The transcript has 4 exons. Gene Ontology annotation, molecular function: RNA polymerase II cis-regulatory region sequence-specific DNA binding; DNA-binding transcription factor activity, RNA polymerase II-specific. Lineage: Eukaryota; Metazoa; Arthropoda; Insecta; Hemiptera; Cicadellidae. The record is from RefSeq and is a predicted model, not a curated record. Gene Ontology annotation, biological process: cell differentiation; regulation of transcription by RNA polymerase II; anatomical structure morphogenesis.
CCGUCGAACCGUGCGUAUCGGAGCUGUUAUCUCUUAUCUGUUGUGUUGUAGUUAUGUACUGAUGUUACCGGUGCACUCCACUCCGACUACACCGGAAGUAGAUUCUUCUCCUCUGCCAGAGAUGAGCGCUCAACAGACAGUCGCAUGGUCACUUCCGUUGUCGCUGUAUUACCGCCAACAGUAUGAACUGCAAGCGAGACUCCUGCCUUAUUUCCAGCUGGCGAAGGCAAAAAGAGAGCUGGGAAGGCCAGUUGAGGACAUGUUAUACCCCCGACCUGAGAAGCCACCGUACUCCUACAUUGCGCUGAUAGCGAUGGCCAUAACCUCUGCGCCCAAUCAGAGACUCACACUCAGCGGAAUCUACCAGUUCAUCAGCGACAGGUUCCCUUACUACCGUCACAACUGCCAGGGUUGGCAGAACUCAAUCCGGCACAACCUGAGCCUCAAUGACUGCUUUGUGCGUGUUCCCCGUGAAAGGGGGAGGGAGGGAGGGGGUAAAGGUAGUUUUUGGACCUUGGACCCUGUUAAGGCUGCCAACAUGUUCGAAAGAGGUAACUUCCGAAGAAGGCGACCUCGACGUCAGAGACAGCCUGAAAUUAUGCCAGUAGAAGUGGAGCUCACAGAACCAGAACAUACAUCUUGGACUCCAUUGAGGGAAGUUGAGGAAAAAACUGAAGAAAAAACUGAAGGAUACCCCGAAGGAAACUCUCAGUCUAUCAAGUCGAAGGCCCAAAGGCAAACCAAGACAUCACUUUUUACCAUUGAAAACUUGAUCAGGCAUUCCAGUGAUAGUGAACUGCCUGAUACUAACGUUCAAGAUAUCAAAGUAGACUAACUACUUACUGUAGGCUGUAAAUUAUUGUAGCACGGUACAACUUAUAUUGCACAGGGCAUUUUUAUCUAUUUACAGUUUCUAAGGAAAUAAUUUAGAUUAGACUUUCCUCGAUUUAUAGCCUUAACAAACUAUCUUGGCAAUUACAAGUUACUGUCUUGGCAAUUACAAGUUAAAUGGAUUUAUAUGUUUUUACAAAAAUUGCAACAUUUCUAUGCUUUGUAGUACCAUUAAAAACAAUAAAAUAUUAACAAAGUAAUAAUAUCUGUAUGUAGGAACAGAUCGUCACUUGUUUUUCAUGUGGUUAUGUUUAAAACUACAUGAAUCAUACACUGUAACGCUCCUUUCACACUAUACGAUUUCGCUCGUACGAGUGUUAAUCGUACGUGCAGAUGAUCGUGGGUCUGUCACUUUCACACUAUACGAUUUGUAAUCGUACGAUUAAAAAAAUCUUAACCCCCACUCCACUAGAACAGAG